Molecule: messenger RNA, 2741 nt
Organism: Cricetulus griseus (Chinese hamster)
Lineage: Eukaryota; Metazoa; Chordata; Mammalia; Rodentia; Cricetidae
Source: RefSeq, a predicted model, not a curated record
UCUCCAUGGUGAAAUGCUAUUAGACAGCCUGGUUCCCAAAAAGUAUCUCUCUCCCUAUCCUGUAGCUCCAGGUCCUGUGGCCACCCCAGCCUGGCUCACAGCACUCCCUCCAGGAUUACAGUGCUAGGCAGGCAUAGCCAGGGGCCAUGUCUAGCUGUUGGGGUCUGCCUUGUUGGGCACAGGAAGCCCUAAGGAGAGGGGCCUGUGCUGAGCCUACUGUGGCAGUCAUUGGCUGACCUUGACAGCACUUAUUGCUGCCAGGUCACUCUGAGACUAAGUGACCCAGAUACAGGUUCACCUAGGUUCCAGGUGGUCACUGAGAUGCAAGCUGGUCAGGAACUGUUCCAUGACCCCCCUGUCUAUCAGCUGGCCAGAUGCUCACAUCUGGUUCAGACAGCUUGGAGUAGCUGAGCUUCCAGGGGGUUCCUGACCCCAAAUGAGUUGCACAAUGUGGCCUUACUUCACCCCUACAGGCCACCAGAGCUGUUCUUACUUAUUCUGUGCUAUGAUCUCUCUACCAGAGGGCCUCUUGCAUACUGCCCCAGGAUGAACUCCCCUUCAUGCUCCAGAGGGGGUGGGGUGGCAGGCUGUCACCCACAGAACCUCACAACCACUCACAGCAACUGUCCCCUGGGUGGACCAUGCCUUGUCCACCUCAAGAAGAGUCCUCAGUUUAGCUAUUUAAGGGGCUGCUUUUCCAGGAGACAACCAUGUGUAAGGUAACAGGGCAGGAGGGCAUAAAGGGGUCUUAAAGGCCCCAGGAGAGCUGACUGACUUAUGCCUAAACUAGUGACCCCACAAGGAGCCCUGGACACUGAUAGGAGCUGGGUAGCUUCUCUGGGAAGUGUCACCUCCUCAGCCACCAGAAGUCAUAAUUGGACCCUUCUUCAACCCUUCCUUUUCCUGUAUCUAACGAAAAGCUCACUGAGUCCUCUGCAGACACACAAGGUUCGGGAAGUCCACAGAAAACACUUAUUGUGUGCCAGUAGGUGCUCACAUGGACAGGUGUGUAUGCAGACACACACCCUUGAGAUAUUGACUCUUUCCUCUUGCAGGAAGAAGUGGGUUGGAGAUGUGGCUGGCUGUGGCCAUCUUGGAGCAGCUCUGGGACAAAUCUUGGGACCCAGCCCAAGACUCCAUUCUCCCCCUUGCUAGCUUUUCUUCCCAUAUUCAGCAAUGGGAAUGAGACUUUGUACUCCAGACUGUACAGUGAGAACACACACGCCCAGCCCCACCUCUACUGAGAACAGCUCUAGACCUCAGGCCUGUUCCUCUUGGAACAACUGCUCAAAGACUAUAGUGCUGGCCCCAGGCCACCACAAACUCUGAUGGUGACAGCCCCACGUGUGCUCACUAAGGCUCUCCAUGGUGGAGAUGUCCUUCUCUACCCAGGCCAUUGCUGCUCCCUAUCCAGGACUCCACAGAGCUAUGGAGCCUCCUAUCCACGGCUGGCCAAGCAACAGGAAGCAGCAGCACUGACCCACCGGACUACUGAGUGGGCACAGCCUGGCACGGGGCUUCGUGUCACCUUCACGACCCUACUGUAUGCUCCACGCCCCCGGCCUGCGUGCGCCAGGCUCUGUGACCGCAGCGUGUCCAGCUCCAGACGGAGACCCGAAGGUGGCUGCAAGGGACCAAGGUCAUCGGUCCCGAGUGGGGUGAGGGACAGGAGGAAGCCACGCUGCGAACCCGCAGCCCCACACCCGAGCUGCUCCACCGAGUUAUGUAAGCGGCAGAGCAUGUACCUGCAGCGGGAACAUGGCCGCCCGAUUGCCCACGUAGCCGCGGACUACAUGGCUCUGGAUGGAGAGCACCCGGCACUCGCCCUCCAUGCCGGGCAGAGCGUGGUGUUGGGGGGCCCUAGCUGCCCAGGCCGCUGGCUAGGGCUCAGCCAGUCCCUCUGCUGCGUCGAGGGGCGGGCUGAAAAACGUGUCAAGCGCAGGCCACGCCCCUCCGGGAAAGGGGCCGACAGAAAUGACCCGGACAGAUCCUCUGUGUUUUCGGCAGCACAAGGGCGCCCAGCUUCUCUGCAUACCCGGGUCAGCACUAGGCCAUCUCAUCUGGGAUACACUCCCCAUUGUGGUUCAUUCAUUCAUUCCUCACGGGUUCUUGGCCUUGGCACCCUCCAGGGUGACACUCCUAGGAGCCGCUGUCCAAGGAGCUCCCACCGAACUCCAGGGCUUUAUAGCCCUUAGAGAUUAAAAGGACCCCUCCAGCCACAAGGCCUGUGCACAGAAGCUGGAACACAGGCAGCUGGGAGCCCGGCUGUCUGAUCUGUCUGAGCCACACGUCCCUUCUCAAUGUCCCAGUUAUCUCCAGGCUCAAGUCCACCUUCUCAGAGCCACUCAUGGGGACUGGCUUGAUUCUGCUGCACUGGCUCUCCUCUUUUCAGCCCCCACCCAGCCCCCUCUCACAGUCCUGGGGAAAGUGAACUUCUUCCGCUUCCCAUCUCCAGAUCAGCAAUUUGGAACUCCAGUGGUCAUAGAUUCCAGGUUCACAGAUUGGUGGCAGAGGCCAGCAUGUCAAGUUUGCAGUAUCUUGGAGAGAGUCCUGGGGACCAGGUCAGCUCUAAAGAGAGGAGAAGGAUCCGAAUUGCUUAGGGAAGUAGGGAUUGAUGCUCAGUUGAAGUAGGUGCGAAGGCCCUAGCUUUAAUCCCAGCACCAGAAAAAGUGAACAGAAAGAGGAAUCACAUUGUAAGGAAUACUUGAUUGGAUUAAUUAAAUGGAGUACAUUGUGGAGUA